UUAGUGUAAACAUUAGUCUAGUUUAUCGGAAUGUUUUGACCGCCCAUUCAAUAUCAAGGGAUUUACACCUUGUAAGCAUUUAACCCCCUUAAUUAGGAAGUGAUUACGUUUUCGUGACUUUGCGAACAAUCUCUUAACCUGCAUACCCUGACUUAGAUUACGAAAGUUUGAGAACUAGGUCCUCCAUUUUUUGCUAUUCAUCAUCAAUCAUAAAACAUGGUCUUCUCGGUGUAAACUGUUAUACAACGCCACAAUAACACAUGUACCGAUAAGGCCAGUUUCAGUGACAAUGUUUUUGAUUCUACUUUGUUUGACCAUAACGUCUGUGUCCAGUAGCUGGACAAACCAGGAUGUUGCCAUCAACAUCAACCAUCCAUUUGCCUACAUUGGUGACGGUGGAAUCAGAAUACGAUGUGAGGCAAUUGGCACAAAAAUCAGAAAGGCAGAGUGGAUGACGAUUCUACUGGAGGGACAUUUCUACGAGAGACCUUUGGUUAACAUGGUGAGGACCCCAAACAAUAGCCACACCUUUGAGUGGGGGGAUGAGUUCAAUGUCACCGAUCUACAACAGAGGAUGACGGUGAACGGAAGCUUGGAGGGUCUUCCGUCCUUGGUAUUGGACAUUUAUUCCGCUAAAAUUGAAGAUGGUGGAAGAUAUACGUGUAAUUAUGGAGGUUUGGAUGCCAACAACCAUAUGCUAGAGUUUCACGAAUCGGAGGAUUUCUUUGUACAGUACCAUAUAAUUCAAAGCAAUAUAACUGGUGCUCUAUCAUUAAACAAAGAUGUGGUUAUUACCAUAAACAUGCUAUCGGCUUACAUUGGUGAAUCUGGGCUUCGUGUAAGAUGCGAAUCGCCAGGCAAUGUGAUCAAAAAGCCAGAAUGGAUAUCAAUAAUGAUCGAGGGUCACAUGUACCAGCGACCAAUGGCCUACAUGUUCAAAGCUCUAAACAGCACAAAAAGCACGUUCGAAUGGAGCGAAGAAUUCAACAUUACGGAUCUAGAUAAUCGAAUUGCCUAUUCAGGAGAUUUGCAGAGUCACAACUCCUACAUGGAACUAGAGUUUAAAGAAAUAAAAUGUGAGGACGGCGGUCGCUACACGUGCCUAUUCAACGGUUUGAACUCGAAUGGAAACGUGACCCAAUAUAUCAGCUCAGGCGAUUUUGUAGUCAAAUCCUUAAAUGGAAAACCAUCAAUUAAGGACAACAAAGGCCAACUAAUUCCCAAUAACACUGUAUACCAUAUAAAUCCGGGUAAAAACCUUUAUUUCAACUGUGAAGGGAUAACUGGAAAACCAAAGAUACCCAUCAUAUGGACAGAAUCCAACGGAACAACUGAAAGAGUGUUAAAGGGGGAAGAUGGGGUGACACCAGAGAUGGAUAACAUUCCUAAUGAUGAUCUCUGCAGAUUUCAUUCCACAGUCCAUCUGUAUUUCACAAUGCCUAAUACUAGUAUUCCCGUAACACUCGCUUGCAAAAUAGCGUUUGCAAUAACUCAGAUUCAAUUAGUGCCAACGGGUUAUCAUACCCAAGCACCUCAUAUCACCCAAAAACCAACAACAUCACAACCUACGUCCACUACACCAACAACUUCAACACUUAAAAGAACGACAACAAUAACAACCACAAUAAUGCCACCUUCUACAAAAACAACAAGACCUCAAACAACAAUUUUGGCCACAACAACAACAACUACUACUCAAACAACAUCAACGACUUCUCCACCAACAACGACUGCUCCAACAACAAUAAUGACUAAUCCAACAACAACAUCAACAACUACUACUUCUCCAACAACGACUAAUCCAACAACUACGACUAAUCCAACAACAACACCAGCAACGACUACUACAGUUCCAACAACUACUGCUCCAAAAACACAACCAACAACUAACAAUCCAACAACAACCAUAACUAAUCCAACAACUACGACUUAUCCAACAACAACACCAAUAACGACUACUACAAUUCCAACAACUACUGCUCCAACAACACCACCAACAACUUCCUCUCUAACAACAACCACCAAUCCAACAACAUCGAACACUCAAACAACGAAUUCUCCAACAACAACAAAGACAACAACCACUACAAAACCAACAACAAACACUACUUCUCCAUCAACAAUAAAGAAUUCUUCACAGACAACACUGACAUCUACACCAACAAAAGCAUCUCAGAAGGUUCCAUCAAAAUCCCAAACAAAUACUUCAACAUCAGUUACUAACAAACUUCCAACUCUGAUACAUACAACAGACCCGACAACCCCGUUAAAAUUGGUCCCAGGCAGCAACCCAGCUGCAUCAAUAUCCCAUGCAUCAAAUUCCACCCAUCAUAAAAUGAGAGACUUUGAAGGAAAAGCACCUUUACUGAACAUACUGUCAGCCAAGUCAAAGAAGUAACAGGUCCUCCAGCAUUAAAAGGGGGGUUUUCUGGAGUCCAUGUUUUGAAGAAACAGAAAACAGAAAGACACAAUGAAUGAAAAUUGUCACAGAAGCAGUUUAGAUGAAAGUCAACUUCAUGAAAUUUAUCUAUUUAAUUUUCAAUUAACUUAUCCCAUU
Magallana angulata is the source of this 2557-nucleotide messenger RNA. Its product is annotated as mucin-5AC-like. The transcript is spliced from 7 exons. NCBI's taxonomy places the organism in Eukaryota, Metazoa, Mollusca, Bivalvia, Ostreida, Ostreidae. The record is from RefSeq and is a predicted model, not a curated record. Bases 290 to 2398 code for a protein of 702 amino acids.